Messenger RNA from Annulohypoxylon truncatum, 636 nucleotides. RefSeq lists its product as uncharacterized. The record is from RefSeq and is a predicted model, not a curated record. The transcript is spliced from 3 exons. Lineage: Eukaryota; Fungi; Ascomycota; Sordariomycetes; Xylariales; Hypoxylaceae. Bases 1 to 636 code for a protein of 211 amino acids.
AUGGCACAUGUGGACAUUCACUGUGAAACCCUGACUAUGACCUUCCAGACCGAAGGAAUUGCCUUACUGGACACCGUCUUCUUCCGGAAUUAUGUUGAGCUCAUGGAAGCAGGCCUCAACUCUAUAGGCCGCACACGGGAGCCAUUCUCCAUACAGCUUUUAGGGAAAAAGCUCUACAUCUGCACGCCUCCCACGGACGUCUCGAAUAUCUUCGAUGACACUGUGAGCUUCAACUUUGACAGCCACUUAACUAGUCUCCUGACAAGCUUCGGCAUAUCGGCCGACGCGCUCAAGCGUGCAUGGCAUGAGCCGAAGCUGGGAGACUGGUGCUAUAUCCCGAAUAACCCCUUUAACCCAAAGCAAAAGAAUCUGAUUCAUUGCGUCGAGGAUAUCUACAAAUUGCAGCUUCUCCCAGGAGCUCAUAUGGAUGAAUGGUGCCGCACCUUUCUAGAUUCGGUGCAGGCGUCUCUAUGUGGCAUAGAAAGCCUAGAAUUUUGCACUGCGCAAUGUGAGGGCUGCGUCUGGUAUGGUGAAUGCGCACCUCGUCACGUCUCCCUCUACAAGCUUGUGUCGUUCUUCAACAUCCAGGCCACAACUCAAGCCAUGUUUGGCCCACAUCUUUAUGAUAUUGACUGA